This is a messenger RNA of Phragmites australis (common reed), 580 nucleotides long. RefSeq names its product silicon efflux transporter LSI2-like. Gene Ontology annotation, cellular component: membrane. The transcript has 3 exons. Bases 1 to 561 code for a protein of 186 amino acids. The record is from RefSeq and is a predicted model, not a curated record. Lineage: Eukaryota; Viridiplantae; Streptophyta; Magnoliopsida; Poales; Poaceae. Gene Ontology annotation, biological process: transmembrane transport.
AUGGCGCCGUGGCACCGCGCCAGUGCGCCGUGCCACCUGUUCUCGUGGCGGAGCCAGGGCGGCCGCGACCUGCUGGUGCGCACUUGCGCGGUGUCGGCGCUGGCGUCAGCGCUCUUCACCAACGAUACCUGCUGCGUGGUGCUCACCGAGUUCAUCCUCAAGAUCGCGCGGCAGAACAACCUGCCGCUCAAGCCCUUCAUCCUCGCGCUCGCCUCCAACACCAACAUCGGCUCCACCGCCACGGCCAUCGGCAACCCGCAGAACCUCGUCAUCGCCAUCCAGAGCGGCAUCUCCUUCGGCCAGUUCAUCUUCGGCAUCCUCCCUGAUCAUUGUUUUCAUCUGGAAUGUGGCGUCAAAUGUUCCAACCGGAAUCGGGCUGCUGCUCGUCAGAGGCUACUGAAAAAUGAAGCAAAGAAGAGCAUAUCAAUAUGUAUGUGUCUAGGAAAAAAUUAUGAAUUUUCGUCAUCACAGGUCGUUUGGAUUUGUACAAGAUUCAUUCGUUUGGACGAAGCACAGAUAUCAUGGUGCUUGCUUGGCGGCAUUUUGAGUUGUACAUUUUAGUAUUGAAAAAAGUAAUACA